AUGGCACGUAAUGUAUCAUACAUGCUUAAUUUGUUUCAUACAAGCAAGUAUGUGAUAGAGAAUGGUAGCAUCAACACUUUUUUGAAUAUGCCGGAUCAUGGUUUGUUUGUUGAGGAAAGGUUGUCAUAUGAGAGAUUGAUUAGUAAGAUUUGUAUGACACUUGGUUGGGAUCCAGCACACGUGAAACUCCACCUUUCUUUGAUUUUUGAUAGUCCCGGUGGUAGGCGUAUAGUGAAGAUCAAGAAUGAUUCGCAUGUAGAGUUCAUGAACCGUGUAGAUCCAAUGUCAUGUUUGGAUUUAUACAUAGAUUUGGAAGAUAUCACUCACGAAGAAAGAGAAGCGAGUUUGGAAAACAACGUGUCAUUUGGUGGUUUUCCAAGGGGCGAAGAAGACUGUGAUGUCUCCGGAGAGAGUGAUUUUGAAGAAAGUGAUGAUGAAAGGUUGGAAAAUGAGGAAAGGGAUUGUAAUCCAUUGCCCCGACGCCAUGUAUAUAGUAAGAUGGGGAAAUGGGAUGCCUCAUGUGUGGACAAGGAUGAGUUUGCUCUUAAGAUGUGGGAUGAGACGCCUGAAGGAAUGGACACUGGUGUUUGUUUCAAAUCUCAAUCAGAAGCAAAGCAUGCUGUGAAAUUAUGGAACACCCAUCAUAAAAGGGAAUAUACGGUCGGCGCGAGUAGUCCAACGACGUGGGCUGUGCGGUGCAGAACAUUAAAUGUGGAAAGUGAGGAUGGUGAACCACCAUGGUUGUUGAGCGCAAUGUCACAGAUGGAUGAAUGGCGUGAUUUAGGUGAUGGUGGCCACUUUCUUUGCCUCCGUCACAUUCGUAGCAAUCUUGUGUCGCGAUAUAAUAGUAAAAAGGUGAAGCGGUUAUGUUGGAAGAUAGGCACGACGCUUUCAAGAGUGAAAUACAACCGAUUGAGGUCAGAGCUUAUUGAAUUCAAACCUGCUGCAUGGAAGUAUCUUCGAGGGAUUGGAAGGAGUAACUGGGCUCGAUUGAAAACCGAUUUUCGCUAUUGGGGCAUAGCGACAACCAACAUUUCUGAGAGUUAUAACAAUGCGUUGAAAGGAAUCUGGUUUUUACCAAUUAGAUCCUUGAUCGAUGCAACCUUUCGCAAAACUGUAAAAUUCUACAAAGAAGAACAAUUAUCUGCCAGAAAUUGCAUGACACCGAUCCCUCCUGAGUUAUGGAAAAAAUACGAGAAAAUGAACGAUAAAGCAGUCAGUUUUGAAGCCACCCCUUUUGAUGGUGAUGAUGCUAUGUAG
This is a messenger RNA of Oldenlandia corymbosa var. corymbosa, 1260 nucleotides long. The record is from the annotation of a GenBank genome assembly. NCBI's taxonomy places the organism in Eukaryota, Viridiplantae, Streptophyta, Magnoliopsida, Gentianales, Rubiaceae.